AUGUCGACUUCAUCUCAAAAAAUUAAGUAUCCAUUUUGGUAUGGUGGUGCUGCUAGUAUGAUAGCAUGUUUAGUGACACACCCUCUUGAUCUUGCAAAGGUGAGAUUACAAACGGCUGCCACUCCUGGUCAAUCGUUAGUAUCUAUGGUUUAUCAGAUCAUUACAAAAGAAGGAUUUUUCAAGAUCUAUUCCGGGUUAACUGCAUCGUUAUUAAGACAAGCCACUUACUCUACAACUAGAUUUGGAGUAUAUGAAUUCUUGAAGGAGUCAUACGUAGAGAAAACUCAAAAUAGUAAGCCAAGUACUGCAGUAUUAUUACCAAUGUCAAUGGUUUCUGGUGCAAUGGGUGGUUUAGUUGGUAAUCCAUCAGACGUUGUUAAUAUCAGAAUGCAAAAUGAUUCAUCAUUACCAGCAGAACAAAGAAGAAACUAUAGAAAUGCAUUUGAUGGGAUUAUUAGAAUUACUAAGGAAGAAGGUGUGGGAUCUUUAUUUAGAGGUUUAACACCAAAUUUAGUGAGAGGAGUGUUAAUGACAGCAUCCCAAGUUGUAACUUAUGAUAUUGCAAAGAAUUUGUUAGUUGACAAUUUACACUUAGAUCCAUCUAAGAAAUCUACUCAUUUCAGUGCAUCGUUAUUAGCUGGUUUAGUAGCUACCACCGUAUGUUCACCAGCAGAUGUUGUUAAAACAAGAAUUAUGAAUGCUAAGGGAGCUGCAUCUGGUAGUGCAGUUACUAUCUUAGUUAAUGCAGUUAAAAAUGAAGGUGUAGGUUUCAUGUUUAGAGGCUGGUUACCAUCUUUCAUAAGAUUAGGACCUCAUACAAUUGUAACUUUCUUAGCAUUAGAACAAUUAAGAAAGUUCAAGAUUGGAAUGUAA
Scheffersomyces amazonensis is the source of this 873-nucleotide messenger RNA. RefSeq lists its product as uncharacterized. Gene Ontology annotation, molecular function: oxaloacetate transmembrane transporter activity; antiporter activity; thiosulfate transmembrane transporter activity. The transcript is spliced from 2 exons. Bases 1 to 873 code for a protein of 290 amino acids. NCBI's taxonomy places the organism in Eukaryota, Fungi, Ascomycota, Pichiomycetes, Serinales, Debaryomycetaceae. The record is from RefSeq and is a predicted model, not a curated record. Gene Ontology annotation, biological process: succinate transmembrane transport; malate transmembrane transport; thiosulfate transport.